Striga hermonthica is the source of this 423-nucleotide messenger RNA. The record is from the annotation of a GenBank genome assembly. NCBI's taxonomy places the organism in Eukaryota, Viridiplantae, Streptophyta, Magnoliopsida, Lamiales, Orobanchaceae.
AUGAGCUCCAAAGCGUCGACGAAGGGCGGCCGGGGCAAGCCCAAGUCUUCUAAAUCCGUUUCCCGAUCGUCCAAGGCCGGUUUGCAGUUCCCUGUCGGGAGGAUCGCGCGUUUUCUGAAGACCGGAAAAUACGCCGAACGCGUCGGCGCCGGCGCUCCGGUUUACCUCUCCGCUGUUCUGGAAUACUUGGCCGCUGAGGUAUUGGAGCUUGCGGGGAAUGCAGCAAGGGACAACAAGAAAACCAGGAUUGUGCCAAGGCACAUACAGUUAGCAGUUAGGAAUGAUGAGGAGUUGAGCAAGCUGCUCGGCAGCGUGACCAUCGCUAAUGGUGGUGUGUUGCCGAACAUUCACCAAACUUUGUUGCCCAAAAAAACUGGUGGGAAGGGGGAGAAGGAGAUUGGAUCAGCAUCACAAGAGUUUUAG